AUGUCUUCCAAUAAACCUGAAGGAUUGCUUAGAAGGGUUUUCUUGUGGAUCUGUCUGCUGGGAUGUCCACGAGGUGGUGAACAUUACAAACUACUAAUUGAUCAAUUUGAAGACACAGAAAAGGGAUUCAUUUUUAAAAAAUUCCAACAAAAAAAUGAUCAAGGAGGAUUAGAAGGAAAUCAGCAUACUUUUGAAAUACUAUUUCCAUCAGAUAUUGCCGAUAAAGUUGAACCUAAUGCAGAUAUUCGUAAGUAUAUUUCAAUGAGGCCUCCAAAUUGUACUACCAAGGAAUUUUACUUAGGAAUUUCGAAUGCAUCAGGACAAUGGUAUCUUAAUCGGGCACUUGGUGAAAAACGGAUUAGAGGAAUGUUUCGGAAAAUUUGUUUAGUAUGUGAUAUUGAUAUAUCUGGAAGAAAUAUCUCUAAUUAUUUAGGUCGAAAUACGGCAAUUCAAUCAAUAUUUGAUGCUGGUAAUGAAGAAAUUGAAGCUAUGGCUAUUUCAGGACAUAAUUCAUCAGCUGGUGUACGAAAUUACCUUAAAGUGACAAAGGAGAAAAAAAGAAAUAUCCUUAACUCAGUCGUACAAAGGUUGACAGAAUCUAAUACUUUGUAA
This is a messenger RNA of Rhizophagus irregularis DAOM 181602=DAOM 197198, 612 nucleotides long. The record is from RefSeq and is a predicted model, not a curated record. Lineage: Eukaryota; Fungi; Glomeromycota; Glomeromycetes; Glomerales; Glomeraceae.